Messenger RNA from Delphinapterus leucas (beluga whale), 3159 nucleotides. It is a transcript of the gene AGXT, whose product is annotated as alanine--glyoxylate aminotransferase. The record is from RefSeq and is a predicted model, not a curated record. Gene Ontology annotation, molecular function: L-alanine:glyoxylate transaminase activity; L-serine:pyruvate transaminase activity. Gene Ontology annotation, cellular component: peroxisome. NCBI's taxonomy places the organism in Eukaryota, Metazoa, Chordata, Mammalia, Artiodactyla, Monodontidae.
CAACGACACACAGCAAAAGACAGCAGGUGGAGCAGAAACCCAUCGACCAGGCUCACCUCCUGGACGCCCCCGUGUCCUCCGGUGCCCGUCGUCCAGUGCAGGGCCUGCUGGGAAAUGCUCCGGGCACUGACCGCGGCCAGUGCGGCCCUGGGGCACAAGGCGGCAGGUUGGGUGAGGACCAUGGCCUCCCACCCACUGCUGGUGGCUCCCCCAGAAGCCCUGAGUAAGCCCCUGUCCCUCCCCAGCCGGCUUCUGCUGGGGCCUGGCCCCUCUAACCUGACCCCCCGCGUCAUGGCGGCUGGGGGGAGGCAGACAAUAGGACACAUGCACAAGGAGAUGUUCCAGAUCAUGGACGAGAUCAAGCAAGGCAUCCAGUACGUGUUCCAGACCCGGAACCCCCUCACGCUGGCCGUCAGUGGCUCAGGGCACUGCGCACUGGAGGCCGCCCUGUUCAACCUCCUGGAGCCGGGGGACUCCUUCCUGGUCGGGGUCAACGGCAUCUGGGGGCAGCGGGCCCAGGACAUCGGGGAGCGCAUCGGAGCCCGUGUACACCCCAUGAUCAAGGACCCUGGAGGCCACUUCACGCUGCGGGAGGUGGAGGAGGCCCUGGCCCAGCACAAGCCCGUGCUGCUGUUCCUGACCCAGGGGGAGUCAUCCAGUGGCGUGCUGCAGCCCCUCGAUGGCUAUGGGGAGCUCUGCCACAGGUACCAGUGCCUGCUGCUGGUGGAUUCAGUGGCAUCCCUGGGCGGGGCCCCCAUCUACAUGGACCAGCAGGGCAUCGAUGUCUUAUACUCGGGCUCCCAGAAGGUCCUGAACGCCCCUGCAGGCACCUCGCUCAUCUCCUUCAGCGACAAGGCCAAAAAUAAGAUCUACACUCGGAAGACCAAGCCCUUCUCCUUCUACCUGGACAUCAAGUGGCUGGCCAACUUCUGGGGCUGUGACGACAAGCCCAGGAUAUACCAUCACACCACCCCCGUCGUCAGCUUGUACAGCCUGAGAGAGAGCCUGGCCCAUCUAGCAGAGCAGGGCCUGGAGAAGAGCUGGCAGCAGCACCGCGAGGCCUCAGAGUACCUGCACGGGCGCCUGCAGGGGCUGGGCCUGCAGCUCUUCGUGAAGGAUCCGGCGAUCCGUCUGCCCACCGUCACCACCGUGGCCGCACCUGCGGGCUACGACUGGAGAGACCUUGUCAGCUACGUCAUGGACCACUUCAGCAUCGAGAUCACGGGCGGCCUCGGGCCCUCGGCGGGGAAGGUGCUGCGGAUCGGCCUGCUGGGCUGUAACGCCUCCCGGGAGAACGUGGACCGAGUGAUUGGGGCCCUGCAAGAGGCCCUGCAGCGCUGCCCCCGGAACAAGCUGUGACCCGACUGCUUGUCCCAUGCUCACGCAGUGACUGGGGGGGGGGGGGGCCAGGGGCAAACAGACUCUGCCAGGGGGACAGCCCCGGGGACAGGACAGCUGCUGACCCAGCCCGGGUGAAGGGGGGAGGGGCAGGGCCGGGCAGCUGCCCCCGCCCCCCAGGGGCCCGACCCCUCCGAGUGGAGCUUCCUGGAUGUGGGCUGUUUGGACCCUCAGCGCCUCCCCAGCGAGCGGCCGUCCCCAUAGGUCACUGGCCUGUGAAUGUUCAAUAAAGACGCCUCUGGUCAUCUGUCCUCACUAUGUGGGGCCGGGCUGCGGAGGAGUCUGGCAGGAAGGCCCCCCGCUCCCUGACUGCACCUCUGUUGCGGGGAGCUCAGGGAGCGGAUCCUCGCCCGGGCCUCCCCAGGGCUGGAGGAUGGGGUGUGUGACCGUCAGCUGGGCCGGGCGCCCUGACACUGCACACCCUGGGCCCAGACCUUGAACCUGCAAAACACAUCCUCACGUACGACCUCCACGGAAGGCCCGCAGGGUCACGGGACUAGGGCACCAAGAUGUCCAAGGACAAACAGCCAGGACUCGAGCCCUGAAGACUCAAGGGCACACCACAGGCACGCAAGCCACUGCAGGCGCGGAGCGUCUGGGAGUUCACAGCCCUGGGGCCACUCUGCCCUCGAAUGUGCAGCGAGGGCGGCCCCCAGCCCCCAGCCCCUCCCCCUCCUCUGCCUGGCUCCCCCUGACCCCUGUCCCUUCGCUCCUGCCCCUCACUGGUUUCUGCCUAUGCCAGGCUCCCUCGCCUCUCCUUCCUGGGAAGGGUCAGGCCAGGCCAGAGCAGCGUGUGCUGCGGCCACAGCCACGUCCACACUUCCAGGUCCUCACGCAGAACCUCCAGUCCUAAGAACCUCCAGGAUGCAGGCCACUUCUCCCUCUGGUUGAGAUGAACACCCACACCCCAUGCAGCCCUGUGUCUUUGUGGAGGGCUGGGGCUGGCUGGCUCCACCCCGUUGCUCACCCAGCUGGGCGCUGGACACAGCUCUGGGCACUGGGGUGGGGCUCUGAGCAGACCCGAGGCCCGCUGCCCGUGGUGCUCACAGCCACUGGGAGAGAUGGCACUGAUAGGGGGACCCAGACACUGUCACAGGGUAGCUGUGAUCAGCACAGGAGCUGAGAGGCCAGAGGGUCUGAAAUCCCACUUUUAAAGUCCUGUUUGCUCGUGUGUUUCUGUUACGGUCUGUGCUGUUUGGCUCCUCCCUAGGAAACCUCUGCCUGCCGUGAGGUCCUCAAGACCUGUUCCCACGUUUUCCUCUAGAAACCUUGUGGUGUCAGGUUUUAUGCUGAGGUUUAUGACCCACCUCACGUUGACUUUGUGCGUGGAGGCGAGAAGGGGGCAAGGUGCAUUUUUAUCCAGACCGAUACCCAGUCUUUCCCAUGUUUGUUAAAUAGCCCUUCCUUCCCAUCUAGUUGACACGGCCCCUUUGCCAGCUGACCAUAGGUGCAGGCCUCCUUCUGCCUCUGUUCCCGUUCGUUGCUCAAUUUAUCCGCCCUUAUGUCCACACCACACUGUCUUAAGUACAUCAGCUUUAUAGAGAGUUUUGAAAUCACGUAGUGCGCGUCCUCCAGUUUCAUUCUCCCUUUUAAAGAUUGUAUUUCCUAUCCUAGAUCUUCUGAAUUUGCAUAUAAAUUUUAGUCAUCUUAUCUAUUUCCUCAGAAUAGCUUACUGGAAUUUUGGUGGGAAUUGCACUAAAUCUAUAUAUCAAGUUAAGGACAAUGGAAACUAUUAAAAUAUUACAAAUUCUUGUUCAUGAA